Rhopalosiphum maidis (corn leaf aphid) is the source of this 986-nucleotide messenger RNA. RefSeq lists its product as uncharacterized. The transcript is spliced from 2 exons. NCBI's taxonomy places the organism in Eukaryota, Metazoa, Arthropoda, Insecta, Hemiptera, Aphididae. The record is from RefSeq and is a predicted model, not a curated record. Bases 205 to 840 code for a protein of 211 amino acids.
CUCGAAUAUAUAAGGAGCAAGCAACAUUCAUGUGUUACUUAAUUCUUACUACACUACUAAACGGAUUUUUUUUUACGGAAACAAUACAUUUGUCAAGUUAAAUAACUCUACAACAUAUUCAAUUUGCGACUUAGGUGUAUUGGAAUCUGUAGUUGUUGCCAUAACAGCUUUCAGUCAUUUGAAAAUUUGAUAAAUUUGAUAAACAUGAUUGGAAAAAUAUGCAUUGUUUUAUGUUUAACAAUUGGCGGGUUUGUCUAUGUCGAAAGCGAAUUUUGUCCGGCACGUACUCCUACACUCGAUGUUGUUCGGAAUCUGGGUAAGGAGGCGUUUUGUGUAUUUGUCAAGUUUUCCAAUGACGAUUUCGUUAAGGCUUUUGAAAGUUCAAUAUGUAAUGACGGAUCCAAGCUAAGGGGCAGUUAUUGUGGUGUUGGUAAAUGCAAUUGGUUCGGCUAUAAUUGUGAUGGUGGGUGCAGAAAAUCAGGUCACACUACACCUCCGGAAAAUUGCGACGAGAUAUAUAGCAAACGUGACGAAAUAUUGAGCCAGUAUGAAUAUUGUACGGCACAAGUCGAGAAUGAGCCGAGUCCAUAUGGCUUAGCGACGCACGGCGGUCUUUUAAAAUCUUAUUCUUAUAAGAAUGAAUGUAUAACUACAUGCGAUACCGCAAGAAAUCGAUAUGAGAAAGUGCGAUACGAUUGUCGCGUUGCUUCAGGUACACUCGUCCCACUGGAGAUACUUUCUAUGGGUAUUUUAACUCCAAUUGUAGUGCCAUCUCUCGUGCACUGUGUAGUUGUUGAAAAUAUGCUUAAACUUCGUAUGGACAACCUAUGUGACAAUUAGUUCAUUAUAAAAAAUCGCAUUAUCAAAAAAUAAGCUUAAUCGAUUUUAUUUGUUGUUUUUGUAGUAUGCAUCUGUAUAGUUGACGUAGCGUUUUUUGCUUAUUGUAUAGUUUCUAUUAUAAAAUUAUAAUUAACAUAUGUACUUAA